Molecule: messenger RNA, 447 nt
Organism: Fulmarus glacialis (Northern fulmar)
Lineage: Eukaryota; Metazoa; Chordata; Aves; Procellariiformes; Procellariidae
Gene: MRTO4
Product: mRNA turnover 4 homolog (S. cerevisiae)
Exons: 4
Biological process (GO): nuclear-transcribed mRNA catabolic process; rRNA processing; ribosomal large subunit biogenesis
Cellular component (GO): preribosome, large subunit precursor; nucleolus
Molecular function (GO): RNA binding
Source: RefSeq, a predicted model, not a curated record
GUCAGCAAACGCCUGAGGGGUGAGGUUGGUCUCCUCUUCACCAACCGCUCCAGGGAGGAGGUGGAUGAGUGGUUCUCCAAAUUCAAAGAGGUGGACUUUGCCCGCGCGGGGAACAAGGCGACGUAUGCGGUGAACCUGGACACAGGGCCCUUGGAGCAGUUCCCCCACUCCAUGGAGCCUCAGUUACGGCAGCUGGGGUUGCCGACGGCCUUAAAGAAAGGAGUGGUGACGCUACUUUCAGAUUACGAAGUCUGCAAAGAAGGAGACGUUCUCACCCCCGAGCAAGCCCGCGUCCUGAAACUCUUUGGCUACGAGAUGGCGGAGUUUAAAGUCACCAUCAAAUUCCUCUGGAAUUCUGAGACGGGAGAAUUCCAGAAGCUUGUGGGAAACACAGCGGAGGAGGAGGAAGAGGAGGAUGACGAUGAUGAUGACAGCAGUGAGGACUAG